GCGGUUGGUGGACACAGCUGGAGAGGUGGGGGUUUGCAAAAAAGCGAUAGCAGGACAAGGGACCGCCUGUGUGACGGUGGACUCCGUGGCAGCAAGGCGACUCACAUGUGGACCCGGGCAGACUACCCCAUCUGAUACCACACAACUCAUCAGCCAGGAUGUGCUGCAGGGUAUCCACUUGCUGCUGCAUCACGAAUCUGCGGCUCGCCACGCUCAUCAUUGCCGUCCUCAGUUUGAUGGGCAACGUUGGGGUACUUGCCUACACGUCGUGGGACAUCAAGAUGAGCAGGCUGAUCUUGCAGCAGUUGCUCAAAGACGCCGGAUCGGGGGAGAAGGACUUGAUGCUAGUGAGAAGCUACAGAGUCGGUAUGGCGAUUAUAUCGGUGAUCUUGGUGCUGUCCAUCGCUGCCAUUCUCCUAGACGUCGUGCUGUUCUUUGGAGCUUUUAGACGCCGACGGGACCUGGUGCAGUGUUGGACACACGGACACGCGGUAGUGUCUGGAGCUUACCUGGUCUACUUCUGGUUUGUGCUCGUGAACAACUUCGCCGCUGGCUUCAUCCUAUCUGGCUUCAUGUUUUUGGCCUCAACCAUCAUCGCCGCAGUGGUGACGGUGUACUUCUGGAUAGUAGUGCGUAGCUUCGACCUCAAGCUGCAACGGACCAACUUGAGAACAGUGUCUGGCAGUUGCCGUCCACCCAUCACCAAGAGUUACGAGCCGGCACCAAUGCGCCCGAGUACUUUGUCUGAUACCGACAGACCGUUACCGGGAACACUUUAUUCGCCCCCACCCUAUACCAGCAAUCCCUAGACCGGACCCACAUCUGCCACUGCUCCAGGUUUUAGACUUUCUGCUACUUUUAGUCGAUCACCAUAUCACAUCCGACUUACGCAGCACAGCUGGAAUAAAUCAAGUUUGUGGCUGACAGAUGGUAAGCCGAUAAACGCCAUGUGCUCUAGCAUUCGAUACUCACGUGAGCAAUGAAGAUGAAAUAAAACUGUGGACUUGCAGAUUAAGGAGGAGACUGGAAUAGUGGUGGUGACAGCUGGAUCGGCAGCUGUAGUAAAUGCAUCUGCCAACAGUACGUCUGAGAAGUCCCCAUACGUCUACAUCAAAAUAGUACAGUGUAUAUUGUACUUGCAUAUAAUAACUAUCUAUCCAAUAGGCCUGUCAUGCAUUACACAGAGAUCUAGGCGUCUCCCUGUCCUUCUCAAAACCUCAUGGAGCAUCUCACGGAUUAUGCUUCGCAAGAAUUCCUCGACAGUUUUGGGUGAUUUUUCAUUAGUCUUGCGCAGAUAUUGAGCCCCGUGGGACUCGCAUAUGCCCCAUAAUGAGAUGUGUGGUCUGGGAAAGUUUGAGCUUCGUGGUUGCCACCUCCGUAUGGCUGGAGAUGUUGCUGGGCCACGCUAAAUAAGCCACCUCGAAGUUGUUCUUCAAGGAAUCCAUACACCCGAACAGCGAAGUGUGCUGCUGAUGUAAACACAGAUAGCCAGUGAUAGCUUUGUCUUCGAGCUGAGGUGCUGACAUCAUUUUGGCCGUGCGGCUCUAGGCGCUACAGUCUGGAACCGAGCGACCGUUACGGUCGCAGGUUCGAAUCCUGCCUCGGGCAUUGGUGUGUGUGAUGUCCUUAGAUUAGUUAGGUUUAAUUAGUUCUAAGUUCUAGGCGACUGGUGACCUCAGAAGUUAAGCCGCAAAGUGCUCAGCGCCAUUUGAACUUUUUUUUUUUUUUGCAUAAUUUGGAUGGAUACCAACAAAUUAUUUCCCAAAUUCUACGAAUUAAAGAGUGAUUUGGAGACUUGCUCAACUGCCGUAGACAUCAAGCAUUACAGCGAGCAUGUGGCGCCAGAGAAAUAGAUACGAUUGGCUGGCAGCUGACCACUACUAUUCCACCCAGAUAAACGUCAGUCACAAAGCUGCUUUAAUCGAAGCAUAGCCAAGAUUUCCCAGGAAACUUUGAAACCUCUCUCCCAUAACACUCUCACAGAUCCAAGCAGGUAACGAGCUCGGCCACAGCACCGAAACUGUCGCUGCAACUAAUCGUGACACGUUUUGCAAUUUCCUGAAAUGUCAGUGCAUCGUGUCCUGUCGAAAUAUUCCGUUCAUGCUAGCGAUACGCUUUUUCAACAUCGGAGAGUUAUUAAACGAAAAGUUUCUACUUUCCAGAGAUCAAAUCUGAAAGCAUGUUCAAGAAAUCAUUGAGUGGGAAUGUUACAGUAAAUAGACGAGAUCAUUUGUGUACAAAUUGGGAACGAAUACGUACUCUAAUCUUCUCAGCUGUGUAUAGCAAUGGUACAGUUUUUCGUUAGUAUCUUGACUGAAAAGCAGAACAUCAGGGCUACGGAAUUCGCAAAGAAAUGCAUGACAGAAUAUUCUGGUGCGAUAUUCACCGACACGGACAUACAAUAGGACGUCUGAAGAGAUUGUAAAAAUUUAAUCUUGAUAUAGGACAGCAUCAAUUCGGCGAUUAUUACUUAGGGCGGGGGAACGACGACCUGAAAUCCAAAUCGAUACACAUUUCAUGAAGUCUGCAGAAGAUUCCUAAUGUUAUCCUAUGAUUCACGUGAAUCCUUACAAACCCGUACUCCCUCAAAUACUAUCCUUAUUUAUGACAUUCCACCAUGACGAUAACUUGGGAACAGAAGAUGUUACAACCUGGAAGGCAGAUGUGGAGUCCUUUUCCCUUCCUAUGUUGUCUAACGUACUGCAUUGCUAAGAAUAUUUAAUUUUAAAGAUACAUCAGAAGAACAUAUAAUGUCUCGUUGAAGUGGAGUAUCUGUGCAAAAUUUUUCACUGCUUCAUAGAUAAGAAACUAUGACUGUGGUUUGUAGAUUUUAAAGCUAGUUAAUUUUAUAUGAAAUAAACUGAAAAAUAAUGUGCCAAUUUAAUCCAA
Messenger RNA from Schistocerca nitens (vagrant locust), 2889 nucleotides. RefSeq lists its product as uncharacterized. Lineage: Eukaryota; Metazoa; Arthropoda; Insecta; Orthoptera; Acrididae. The transcript has 6 exons. Bases 159 to 809 code for a protein of 216 amino acids. The record is from RefSeq and is a predicted model, not a curated record.